AUAGAGCACAGAUCACUCUAAUCGUACGUCUGAGAUCGGGGCAUAUAUUACUAGACAACACCUACAUAAAGUGAAUAUCAAACCACAUGCAAACUGUGAAUGUGAAACUGGAUAUCAGGAUUUAGAACACAUCAUAUUUAAAUGUCUUCUUCAUCAAACCAGAUAAACAAACUUAUAUACAACUUUUAUAACAUUAACAUACAAAACCUUCAAAACAAUACAAAAGAUUUAGAGGCUGCAAUUUUCUCCAAUAACUUUACCUUUACCAAUUCCUUUCUAUCUUUCCUAAAAGAAACAAAUCACAAUCUAUAAAUCCCUUCCUAAUAGUUUUCCUUCAUAUUGUGUUGAAAAAGCCACUGAGUACAGGCCUGGAACCAUAUAUAGAGGAAGAGAGAGAGAGAAAGAAGUGUGCGUCAGAAGGCUGUCAAUACGUAGUCACAAAUUAUACGUUGUAAUUGCGCAUAAGAAGCGUUACGAAAUUUGACAAGUUAAAAGUGAACUAGUGUGAACUUGGUAUCUCUGCUAAAACUUUUCAACGACAGUUCAACGACAAUUCAAACAUGGUCUACGUGACGGACGAUGGUAGCGUAGUGAACUCUAUUCCGUGGAGUUUAAGAAGAAUCUUCGGGCUCUUCACAGGAGUGAUCUAUAUGUUCAUUAUGUUCUUUCAGACAUUGAUUAAUCCUGAUAUGAACCGAGCAGGCAAUCAUUCCACGAGAGAUUUCCGUCCAGGUUCCGGGCCACGUCCUUCAAACCGCAGACUUGGUAGACCUAAUACAGGGAACAAUGUCGACAUUCCAUUUUUUGGAGGUUGCAGCAGUUGUGCAAGAUAAAUGGGUUCAGAAUAAUCAAUAAAUAAUAAUACUAUUUUAGAACUUAGUUUGCAAUUAUAUUUGUAUCACUUUAUGCAAUAUUUUUGUUAGACAAUUUUAAGACCUAUUUAAUGAUAAAAUAAUUUUUUAUUGAAAUCUCUGAAAAUUAUAAUUAUUAUAUAUCUCUCAUAUCUUCUCAAGGAAUAACUUUUUUGUAAAUUACACAAAAUAUUACUUAUAUGUUUUAUGUAGGAUGUUAAAAUUAUUUUUCUCCGUAAUGUUCAACAACAUAUUAGUACUUUCUAUCAUUAAUAAUCAUUCAUGAAAAUAACAUAAUCAUAUCCUUUAUUGAACACAUACUGAGUUAACAUAUUUAAUAAGAUAUAAACAAUUAUAAAUAUAAAACAAUCGUUGGAUAUGUAUAUUGAUUAAGAAAACGAAGUCUUUGACGAGUGAAGAGUCUUCUGUAUUUUUGUAAGUGAAAUAAAGUGGCACAAUCUAA
This is a messenger RNA of Odontomachus brunneus, 1314 nucleotides long. RefSeq names its product selenoprotein K-like. Lineage: Eukaryota; Metazoa; Arthropoda; Insecta; Hymenoptera; Formicidae. The transcript has 4 exons. The record is from RefSeq and is a predicted model, not a curated record. The coding region runs from base 561 to 833 and encodes 90 amino acids.